UUGCAAGUGGCUGGUGCAGCCCCUAACACGGCAUGAGCCACCCCGGUGCCACCAGCCACCCAGGAGCUGUGUGAUGGCAAUCCCACGGGAUGCACCGCAGUGUCAAGCCGAGUCCUGGCACUCAGAGGCACGGCUCAGGACAGGAUUUGACCACCCACCCCCCAGAGCCCCCUGGUCGCCCCGCUCGGCAGGGAACUGGCACAUCCCACAUGCGGCUGCUGCAGAGAUUAGCUGCUGACACUUAAAACGUGCUGUGAUGCCUGGGGAGUGACUUGCAGAAGGACAGAGCCCUGGGAGAGCAGUAAUGGGACUCUACCUACUCACUCACCAACUGCUCGUGACGAGAGGGCCCAGGCCAGGCAGUCAGAGCAUGUACCUCUCCCACCUUUGGGGUUUGCCAUAAUUGGGGCGCAUCUCUGCGCUUCCUCCUGCUUUUUUGGCUGAUGGGAAGCCUGGAAGGACACAUGUCCUUGUCCCCUGCAAUGGGCUGCAGAUUGGGGCUGGCAUGGAGUGAUGGUCCUGGUGGGUUUUCUGGCAGUGAGGCCUCACAGUGGGAUGAAACGUGCUCCUCUUGUUUGUCUGACCCUCAGGUCAAGGACGAGGACAAAUCUUUAGCUGUGAAAAGACCCGUGAAGGAGGACGGGCCUGUAAGUGUCGCAGGGCAUGGGCAGGGUGUUGGGGAUGGGGCUCUCCCUUGGUGGGAACAGACCCCAUGCCAGGGCUUGGGGACACUGUGGAGGAUCGUGGGCUCAGUGAUGCCCUGAGCACGGAGUUUUACCCCUGCACUGGCAACCUGAGGGUUGAUGGGUCCCUGUGUGUGGGGAUGGUAGGUUGUCACUGCUCCCUGCCCUGGGGUCUGGUGGGGGGCUGUAGGUUGGCUGGGGAAGGGGACUGGGAGCUGUGUCCCUCAGUGCCGGGGUCUGGCCAGGAGCUGUGCUCCGUGGCAGGGCACAGAGCCUUGGGCACCGUGAUGUCCCAAGCAGAGGGUCCAUGGCUGGACCUCCACUCACACCGGUGUCAUUGUGGCUGCAGUCAGAGAGCCCGAAGGAUGUGGCAUCUACACCCCUGAAACCUGAGCCCCCGAAACCUGAACCCCCAAAAUCUGAGCCCUCAAAACCUGAGCCUGCAAAGAGCCCCGAGCCACCUCCUGGGAAAGGGAAGAGCCCAGAGCCGGUGCUGAAUGGGGCGGCCGUGAAUGGGCUGGAGGGCCCCGCUGCCGAGGCACAGGAGAACGAUGGCCAGGGGCUGUCCCACCGCAGAAUGGUCCGAGUGGUGCGCAAGGUGGUGCGCAAAGUCCUGCCAGGGGAGGACACUGGCAGUGCCAAGGAACCAGGGCAAGAUGCCAAGUCUCCCGAGCCAGUGCCACCCCCCAGGAAGGAGGAGACAGGCCGUGCUGGAGUCCCGGCUCCCCCGGCCCCGCCGCCUCCCCCCGCCGUGGUGCCGGCAGCCCCCGCCAAGCCAGAACCCAAGGAUGAGAUCUCAGCAGGGCUCAAAACCCUCAUGGCAAAGGGCAAAACCAAGGAGCACCGGCCGCGGCUCCGGCCGGGGGACAGGCAGGAGAAGUCCCCCGAGCCGGCCGGUGGGGACGCAAAGCCGUCCCUGUCCCCGGGCACUGAAGCCAAGCCAGAGCCGCUGGUGCAGCCUUCGGGAGGGAAAGCGGAGCCGGCAAAGGCAUCUGCUCUGAAACCCACCGCCCUGGAGAGGCACAAGGUACCGGUGUGUGCACGGCAGGGGAUGCUCUAACCCGGCAGCGGGUUGUGCCCCCAGCUCAGCAUGGUGUGAGCUCACCUGCAUGGUUUGCAGUGGUUUUGGGGUGUGUGGUGUGGGUGGGGGGUCACUUUUUUGGGACAAUGGUGUGUGCUGUGGCAACCCCAUCACGCUGGCCCUUGUCUCC
Myiozetetes cayanensis is the source of this 1894-nucleotide messenger RNA. RefSeq names its product anti-sigma-I factor RsgI8-like. The record is from RefSeq and is a predicted model, not a curated record. Bases 991 to 1743 code for a protein of 250 amino acids. The transcript has a single exon. Lineage: Eukaryota; Metazoa; Chordata; Aves; Passeriformes; Tyrannidae.